AUGUCUGAUUCAAAUAAUACCAACAACAAUGAUUCAAAUAAAAAUAUAGACGCGUCAUCUUUUGCUAGCAUACUAGCUGGAGUAAAACGAAUGAGAAAUGAAUAUGGUGGUGAUUUCUCAGAAAAUGAUAUAACUAUUGAAAAAAGAAAAAGGAAUGAACCACCAAAACAACAAGCACCACCACCACCACAAGCACCACCACCACCACAAGCACCACCACCACCACAAGCACCUCAGCAACAACAAGGAUCAUCGGCACAAAUUACUAGCAAAUAUGUUGACGUAACAAUCCCCAGAACUACAUUAGAAAAACCAACAGCAAAACCAGUACCUCCUCCACCUCAAUCAGCUCAAGCAACUACUACUACCACCACCAAAUCAUCAUCAUCAGCAGCUCAAAUACGAAAUAAAAGAUCAUUAAAUCCAUCUAGAUCUACAGGACCAUCAGAAAUUCUUGUACACAAAUCUCAAGAGAAAAAUCCCCUUUUAAGUGAUUCAAUGAUGAAAACAGUACCAUGGUCAUUCGAUUCUUCAAUAUUAUCAGAUUAUUAUAUAAAUUCAACUUUCCAAAUUUUAUUCCUAUCUUUAAAAUAUUAUAAGUUAAGACCAGAAUACAUAUGGACAAGAAUAAAAAAAUUAAAUAAAGGAUCUAGCGUGACAACAACAAAAGAUGAUAAAGUAUUAAGAGUUCUAUUAGUUGUGGUUGAUAUUGAAUCUCAUCAUGAAUCUAUAAGAAAGUUAUCUGAUUUUUGUAUAAAGCAUGAUUUAUCAUUAGUAUUAGCUUGGUCAUUUGAAGAAGCUGGAAAUUAUAUUGCAUUAGGAAAACAUUUUGAUAAUUCUCCUGUACAAACAAGUAAAAAUAUAAAAGGAUUUAAAGGUAAUGAUUAUAAUUCAAGUGUUAUUGAAGCUUUUACUGGUAUAAAAUCAAUUAAUAAAACUGAUGUAUCUAAUUUAUUAGCAAAUUAUAAAUCUGUUAAAGAAAUUAUUUUAAAUUGUUGUAAAAAUGAUGAUAAUUUAAGUAAUAUUCCUGGUAUGGGUAAUGUUAAAAGGAAAAAUUUACAAGAGAUUUUUUCAGAACCAUUUAUAUUUAAUAAAAAUUAUUAA
Lodderomyces pseudojiufengensis is the source of this 1104-nucleotide messenger RNA. RefSeq names its product Rad10p (gene RAD10). Gene Ontology annotation, molecular function: single-stranded DNA binding; damaged DNA binding. The transcript has a single exon. NCBI's taxonomy places the organism in Eukaryota, Fungi, Ascomycota, Pichiomycetes, Serinales, Debaryomycetaceae. The record is from RefSeq and is a predicted model, not a curated record. The coding region runs from base 1 to 1104 and encodes 367 amino acids. Gene Ontology annotation, cellular component: nucleus; ERCC4-ERCC1 complex; nucleotide-excision repair factor 1 complex. Gene Ontology annotation, biological process: UV-damage excision repair; meiotic mismatch repair; mitotic recombination.